AAGAACGGUAGAUCCCGACUCCCUUUUUCCAAUCACAUCAAUCAAAUCCCUAUUCCCUUCCUUCUUCUUCUUCUUCUUCUUCUCCCUUUUCCCUUCCCCACCACCCACCAUUUCCCCCCUCUUCUCUUCUCUUCAAUCCACGGAUUGAGAUUGUAAAGACUGAGUGGAAGGGUAAGCUGGAGUUGCUGGAGCUGAGGGGAAAACGAGAAAAGGAAGUUGAGGUACCCCAGAAAGUUUUCGGGUCCAUUUGAGUUGAGGGGCUGGAUAAUGAUGGUGGAUGCUAUUCUGUGUGCUAGAAACAGUCAAUGGUUGCUUCAUUAGGUUUCUUUGUUUGAUCCUUGUUCUCAUCUUAGGUAACAUUCUAGUAUUGGGAAGGGGCCAGAGACCAUGAUGAUUAUUUAUUGUUGAUUUGUUUCUACACACUGGCAAUCCUUGGGAUUUGUAGAUGGCUCAUUAUAAUGAAGAUGAGAAGACUGAGGAUUACCUUUUCAAGAUUGUUUUGAUCGGUGAUUCAGCUGUUGGGAAAUCAAAUUUACUUGCGAGAUUUGCCAGGGAUGAGUUUUAUCCUAAUUCAAAGUCAACUAUAGGAGUAGAGUUCCAAACUCAGAAGAUCGAUAUAAAUGGAAAGGAAAUUAAAGCGCAGAUAUGGGACACAGCUGGGCAAGAGAGGUUCAGAGCUGUUACAUCUGCAUAUUAUAGGGGCGCUGUUGGAGCACUUGUAGUAUAUGAUAUUAGCAGGCGCCAAACGUUUGAUAGCAUUGGUCGAUGGCUGAACGAACUUCACACUCACUCUGACAUGAACGUUGUCACCAUACUUGUUGGGAACAAGUCAGAUCUUAAGGAUGCAAGGGAGGUGACUACUGCUGAAGGCAAGGCCUUAGCUGAAGCACAGGGUUUGUUCUUCAUGGAGACAUCAGCUCUUGAUUCAUCAAAUGUAGCAGCAGCUUUUCAAACAGUUGUAAAGGAGAUCUACAACAUUCUAAGUCGGAAGGUUAUGAUGUCUCAAGAGCUCAGCAAACAUGAAGUUCCGCGGAUUGAAAAUGGGAAGAGUGUGGUUAUACAAGGAGAAAAUCUAGAAGCAGAUGGGCAGUCAAAAAAGGGUUGUUGUUCCUCUUAGGUUUGAUACUAUAUAUGUCAGCUCCAAAAGUAGUCAGUGUUUAUUAUAAUUAUUCAACCAGGCUUGAAAAAUGCCACUCAAAUAUUCAAGAUUUUAUCUUUUAUGUUCA
Messenger RNA from Lotus japonicus, 1226 nucleotides. RefSeq names its product ras-related protein RABA5a. Bases 446 to 1117 code for a protein of 223 amino acids. Lineage: Eukaryota; Viridiplantae; Streptophyta; Magnoliopsida; Fabales; Fabaceae. The record is from RefSeq and is a predicted model, not a curated record. Gene Ontology annotation, molecular function: GTPase activity; GTP binding. Gene Ontology annotation, cellular component: endosome. The transcript is spliced from 5 exons.